Tetranychus urticae (two-spotted spider mite) is the source of this 1302-nucleotide messenger RNA. RefSeq lists its product as uncharacterized. NCBI's taxonomy places the organism in Eukaryota, Metazoa, Arthropoda, Arachnida, Trombidiformes, Tetranychidae. The record is from RefSeq and is a predicted model, not a curated record. Gene Ontology annotation, molecular function: protein-folding chaperone binding.
UGCUAAUCAGCAUGAGUAAUUUAUUAAAAAAUAAUAUGUAAAAGAUGUAAACAGCCUUAUUUUUGCACAAAUUUUUGAUUUUUUAACCAGUUUCUACCAAAUUUAAUUAGUUAAUUUGAAUCAAUUAAUCAACUGACCAAUCUUUAAGAAUUUGUGUAACUAUGUUGGAAGAAAGCACCGGCAAUUUCAGUGCUGCUCGAAAUGUAUACGACUGGUAUCAAACAAACACCCAUGUUAUCAUCAAUAUUAUGAUUAAGAACCUCAAGGAAGCUGAUGUCAAAGUUAAAUUAAUUGAUGAAACCCUUGACGUUACCUGUGAUUUAGCUGAUGGUUCAAUAUUUAAGCUUCAUUUUAACCUUUUCAAAUCCAUUUAUGUACAAGACAGUAACUGGAGUGUGACACCUUCUAAACUGGAGAUAAAAUUAAAGAAAACUGACCGAAAAAGGUGGCAAUCUCUUGAACAAAUACCUGAUAAAAGUAAACAACGUCAUAGUCUUUCAAAUCAACAUCGUCACCAUUAUCAUCAUCAACAACCACAUCUACAAUCACAAUCGCAACAACAGCCACCACAAUUACUACAAUUACAAUCAAACCAGAAUCCAGAAGAACCACAGGAAUCACAAGACCAACUAGCAUCACAAUCCCCUCAGCAACAAGGGCAACAAGAACAUCAAGAACCAAUAGACUCAAUUGAGCCACUUGAAGCUCUGGAGCCAUUAGAAUCAUUAGAACCCCAAGAAUCCCAAGAACUUCAAGAACUCCAAGAACUCCAAGAACUUCAUGAACUUCACGAAACCCAAGAACCACAAAAAUCAAUACAAACUCAAGAACCAUUGCAACUAGAACCAGAAGAACCACAAGAACCGCAAGAACAGCAAGAACAAAUAGAACAAAUAGAAUCACAAGAAUCAGAAGAACUACAUGAACUUCAAGAUUCUCUCGAACCACUAGAACCACUAAAACCGCAACUACAGCAACAGCCUCAACUAGAACCAUUAGAGGCACAAUCGCAUCAAGAACCAUUAGAGGCACUAGAACCACUAGAAGCUCUAGAUACGCAAGAGCCUCUACCACAGUCACAGCAACAGUCUCAACAGCAGCAACACCAAGAAACAUGCUAUACAGACACAGACGUGUAUGAAUAUUUUUUGACUGAUGAUAUUUCUUGCGUCCUUCCCUAUCCUGGUCAAUCAUCUGUAUAAAGAAUGGUUGGAUAUGUAAUCAAACCAAUUAUGUAUAAUCAAAGACGAUUAAAAUUCAAUAAUCGGGUUUUAAUAAAUUAGCUAAUGUUCAGAAGUUAAA